CAUGCCGCAUGCUGGCUAUGCUGAUCCGAUGGCGAUGAUGACGCGGGCGCCACGCGCGCGAAUUCGCCGUCGACUUUGACCGCCGACGAGCUAGCCCUACCCUUUGCCUUCGCCUGCUUCCAAUGGCGCCCGCGGACGCGACGCGCGCACGUCGACAAAACCUACCCUUUCCGGCGCCGGGUCCAUGCGUAUUAAUACCCUCUUCCCCGGCGUGGCGCCACCGGUAAAAACCCUACCUAGCCGAUCCAACAGUACGUCGCCGGAGCCCGGAGCAAGCGCCGCUCGUGGUCGUAGCUAGCUAGCUAGCUAGGUCAUUUCUUGGUUGAUUCUUCUGUGGCUUUGCUGCGCGCCGCGUUUUGACAUGGAAGAUGGUGGUUGCCGGCGGCGGCGGCGGUGGUGUGGGUCGUCGUCGUCGUCGUUGGUGCAGAGGAUGGUGGUGGCGUGCUUCGGGGUGUCGGGCUCGUCCGUGCGGUGGCGGCGGGGGCGGAGGACGGCGAGGCUGGUGCUGUGGGGAGGCGAGGCGCGGGUGGCGAGGCACGGGAAGCUGGCCGGGCAGGUCAUGCUCGACUUCACGGACAGCGUCGUGUGCCGCGCCGACGGGUUCUGCAUCGGCCGCCCGGCGCCGGUGCUCGCCAUCGAGGACCGCCUCGUCGCCGGGAGGACGUACCUCGUGCUCCCCGUCGACCGCCUGCCCCAGGGCUACGACGCCGUCACGGCCGCCUCGCUAGCCGCGCUGUCCUACGACAGGGGGGCCGGCGCGGCGGCGUCCAUCGCCGGCGGCGCCAAGAGCCCGUUCGAGUACGUCAAGGGCGACGACGGACGGACGGUCAUCAAGGUCACCCCGGAGUUCAUCGUGAGGGCCAUCACCUCCGCGAGACCAACCUACGACGACGACGACGACGGGGAGGGCGCCGGCGGCACCGCCGGGGCCGGGGCGCUGUGCAGCACGCCGGAGCUGAGGAAGCACUACGAGCAGCUGGUGGGCGCAGCGAGGAGCCGGGCGUGGUCGCCGCGGCUGGAGACGAUCAAGGAGCGCAAGGGCGGCAGGAGGACCGUCGCGGCGGCGGUGAGCCCCGGGCGGCUGUCGCCGGUGGCGGCGAGGCUCCUCGGCCUGGACCGAGGAGCAAGCUGAUCGGAGAGCCUUGUAAUUAAGCUCCAAAUUGAUCAGAACGUGAUUGCCGCUUAAUUUGUUCAUCAAGUUGAUCCAAUUGCUAGCUAGUUGCUCCUUUUGUUAGUUUUGGUUGGGAUCAGGCAGCUAGCUGGAUCAUGAACAAAUUUAGCGAUGGAUUGGAUUCGGUUAUUGGACAGUACAGCUAGUGGAGUGACCUGUGUAAUUGAGUGAAUUAAUGUUGAUUGCUUAAGCAGCUCGAGAAAACUAAAUGUACAUUAAGAUGCAUCUUCAUCAAUUAAUUAUCACAUUAUUAAGAGGAAUAUAAUCAUCCAAGG
Molecule: messenger RNA, 1446 nt
Organism: Oryza brachyantha (malo sina)
Lineage: Eukaryota; Viridiplantae; Streptophyta; Magnoliopsida; Poales; Poaceae
Exons: 1
Coding region: 362-1132 (256 amino acids)
Source: RefSeq, a predicted model, not a curated record